Messenger RNA from Meleagris gallopavo (turkey), 410 nucleotides. NCBI's taxonomy places the organism in Eukaryota, Metazoa, Chordata, Aves, Galliformes, Phasianidae. The record is from RefSeq and is a predicted model, not a curated record.
CCCCCCCUCACAGCAGACCCUCUUCCCUCCCCACCCCAGUCCUACGAGGACCUGGUGCAACGUUUGGAGCCUGUCAUCAUGGAGCUGGAACGGCAGGAGAACGUCUUGGUCAUCUGUCACCAGGCCGUCAUGCGCUGCCUGCUGGCUUAUUUCCUGGACAAGAGCUCUGAGGAGCUGCCCUACCUGCGGUGCCCCCUGCACACCGUGCUCAAGCUGACCCCCGUGGCUUACGGGUGUGAAGUGGAGUCCAUCUUCCUCAACGUGGAGGCGGUGAACACCCAUCGCGAGCGGCCCCAGAAUGUUGACGUCAGCCGCCCCACGGCCGAAGCUUUGGUCACCGUUCCUGAGCACUACUGAGCCUCCCAACCCCCCCCUCCCCCCCGGAUAAUUAAAGCUUGCCUUAACGAAGA